Messenger RNA from Rangifer tarandus platyrhynchus (Svalbard reindeer), 315 nucleotides. Lineage: Eukaryota; Metazoa; Chordata; Mammalia; Artiodactyla; Cervidae. The record is from the annotation of a GenBank genome assembly.
AUGAGCAGAUAUUCCUGGAAUUUGCUCAUUGUGACACAGAAUGCCAGCCCAAAUUUGUUGUCCAGACACGAUGCUGUGCUGACAAAGGCAGCUCACGAGUUUUGGUCUCUUUUAGGUGGCUCCAGGAGGAAAGGGAGAGCACGGAGCAGCGGGCCGAGGAGACUGAGAGCAGGGUGGGCGGAGCACGCUUCUGCAGCCUUUGGCAUUUUUUUUGUCUGUUUGUUUGUUUUUUUUGGUCAGUGCAUUUUAUUUAAUCAGCACAGUACAAAAAUAAAUAAAAAUAAAGAGAAGGGAAUUAAAUUACAGCCAAACUGA